Phymastichus coffea is the source of this 3523-nucleotide messenger RNA. RefSeq names its product potassium voltage-gated channel protein Shaker (gene shaker). Lineage: Eukaryota; Metazoa; Arthropoda; Insecta; Hymenoptera; Eulophidae. Gene Ontology annotation, molecular function: delayed rectifier potassium channel activity; protein binding. Bases 1219 to 2814 code for a protein of 531 amino acids. The record is from RefSeq and is a predicted model, not a curated record. The transcript is spliced from 10 exons. Gene Ontology annotation, cellular component: voltage-gated potassium channel complex; membrane. Gene Ontology annotation, biological process: protein homooligomerization; potassium ion transmembrane transport.
AGUAACCUAGGCGCUCGUAGGAUUUCUAAUUUUUUAUUACAGUUUGUGAUCGAAAGUAGUAUUUUUGUAUUAAAUUAUUGGUUGGAUACUCUUGAAUAGUUUGAUUAAAUAAAUUAAAUAACGUACUCCUGUUUUCUUUAUGUAUCUUUAUCAUAUAUUAGUAUAGUAGCUCAAAUUGUGAGAAUAUAUUACUCUACAGCGAAAUACUUCAAAAGUGGAAGGCAAAAAACUUCAUAACUUCAAAUAAAAAACAAUUGUAACAACUAUUCGAAUAGUGAAAAACGUAAUAUAAUAGCUCUUCAGAAAAGAGCGAUCUCCGAAAUAUUUUUGUGAUAUCUAAAAAUUCUGAACAACUUUUGCCUAUUGGUAAUUAAUCAUAAAAAUGUUACAUAUUAUUCGAAAGUUUUAUUAUGUGUAUUUCUAUUAUUUAUGCGAAGCAUUAAAAAAGUUAUACUACAAUAUCGAAUUCUUGACGAAAAACUAAAAGUAUUUCAGUAUACUUCGUUAUCGUAUCAAGAAUAUUCCGUUCAGUUCAAUGCUUUUUUAUUAUAAUAAGAAAGCUAACUGUUACAAAAUUGAAAGAUACUCUUCCAAGAUUUUGAUAAUGCAGCCAUUUUGGUGGAUGUUCUCCGCUGCAGAAAGAGGGGAAAGCUAAAACACCGGACUUGUCAAGCAAUAGAAUUGAUACGAGAAGAGUAACAAAGAAUUAACUAAGAUAAGUAGUAUUUUUGCACUAAUUUUUACACGUGCAGUAAUAAGAGACAAUGGAGCUCGAGAGGGGGAGCAACCCCCUCUCUUAACUAUCACGAAACGUCAAGAUUUCCCGCAUAGAGUUCAUCGAAAAAUGGGGGCUAACCCCUGUCCUCAAACCGAGGCAGGAUUUACGCCCCCACCGUAUUGAUGGAGAGGAUCAUGGAGAUUUAAGAUCGUGUUUGAACGGCGGAUUAACGGAAAAGUAUUAAAAAUGUCGAGAAUUCCUUGCAAAGAUAAAGCAAUCUACUUCUGUUAUAUUUGCGGUUGAUUUGACCAAUACCGUAAGGAAAUAAAUAAUAUCAUUAAAAAAGAUCGUUACCAAAGUUAUUAAACCAAGAUGAUGAUGGAGCAAAUUCUCAUACUCAGUAUACAGCUGCAACUCAUUUUGAACCAAUACCACACGAUCAUGAUUUUUGUGAACGAGUUGUAAUUAAUUUUGCAGAACACACAAAAAAAACAAAUAAGAUGAAAAAAGCAGCAAUCUGCCUGUAUUUUCUUCUCGGAUUUAUGGCAGUUAGGGGACGAGAAGAAAACUCCGUCGUACAUCUGAUUGAAGACAGUGCAGGGAUUGCGUUUCAUAAAAUUGAACGUAUAGCCUUUACGUGUGAAAAUUGGAGUUUACUAACAACCAUUGACAUGCAACACAUUUUCAUUUGGAACGAGGUUAGUGGCUUACGAUUUGAAACGCAAUUAAGGACCCUCAAUCAAUUUCCCGACACUUUACUAGGUGAUCCAUCUCGAAGAAUACGGUAUUUUGAUCCGUUACGCAACGAAUAUUUCUUUGAUCGUAAUCGACCAUCGUUUGAUGCCAUUUUAUAUUACUACCAAAGUGGUGGCCGAUUACGUAGACCUGUAAAUGUACCUCUUGAUGUGUUCUCAGAAGAAAUCAAAUUUUACGAACUUGGCGAAUUAGCUACAAAUAAGUUCAGAGAAGAUGAAGGGUUUAUUAAAGAGGAAGAGAAACCUCUGCCGUCGCAUGAAUUUCAAAGAAAAGUCUGGUUAUUAUUUGAAUACCCUGAAAGUUCACAAGGAGCACGAAUCGUAGCCAUAAUUUCAGUAUUUGUAAUCUUAUUAUCCAUAGUUAUAUUCUGCUUAGAAACUCUACCGGAGUUUAAGCAUUACAGGGUGUUUAAUACUACCACUAACGGCACAAAAAUUGAAGAAGAUGAAGUGCCAGACAUAACUGAUCCAUUUUUCCUCAUAGAAACCAUAUGUAUCAUAUGGUUCACAUUUGAAUUAUCAGUGCGCUUCCUGGCUUGUCCAAAUAAGUUGAAUUUCUUCCGAGACGUGAUGAAUAUUAUUGAUAUAAUCGCUAUAAUACCUUACUUUAUUACAUUAGCUACGGUAGUAGCCGAAGAGGAGGAUACAUUGAAUUUGCCAAAAGCACCUGUUAGUCCACAAGAUAAGAGUACGAACCAAGCAAUGUCACUUGCAAUUCUCAGGGUCAUCAGAUUAGUUAGAGUGUUUCGAAUAUUUAAACUAUCCAGACACAGUAAAGGUUUACAAAUACUUGGAAGAACGUUAAAAGCUUCAAUGAGAGAACUUGGUCUACUAAUUUUUUUUCUUUUCAUUGGCGUUGUUCUCUUCUCAUCUGCAGUUUAUUUUGCAGAAGCUGGAUCGGAAAAUUCUUUUUUUAAGUCAAUUCCAGAUGCUUUUUGGUGGGCAGUUGUUACAAUGACAACUGUUGGAUACGGCGAUAUGACACCUGUUGGAGUUUGGGGAAAAAUUGUUGGGUCCUUAUGUGCGAUUGCAGGUGUUUUAACAAUUGCACUACCAGUGCCAGUAAUUGUUUCAAAUUUCAACUAUUUCUACCAUAGAGAGACUGAUCAAGAGGAAAUGCAGUCACAAAACUUUAAUCAUGUGACUAGUUGUCCAUAUCUUCCCGGAACGUUAGGUCAAAAUAUGAAAAAAAGUUCAAUGUCAGAAUCAUCAUCAGAUAUCAUGGAAUUAGAGGAAGGUAUUUUAUUACGACGUUCAGGUAUUAUAAAAAAAUCCAACUACAAUCCUCAUUACAAUAAUAACGUACAUCUUGCCUGUAUAAGUAUUGAGACUGAUGUCUGACUAAAAAGAAUUAGACUCCAUGAGUGCGUUUGUACAGAAAAGUUUUCGGUACAGUAUCAACUCUUUACGACGUACCUGAUUAUAAUAUAAGUUCUUUGUACGUGGAUAAAUAUUCAGAUAUGGGCCAAGUAUCUUUUAUACACGUACCAAAAGACUUGUGAAAAAUCAUAUUUCUGUCAAGAAGAAAACAAAUGAUGUGUUCGAAAUAGUAAAUUAUUAUAAUAAAAACAAAAACGUAAAUUCUAUAUAGCAGUACCACCGAAUCCAGUGUUCAACGGCAUACCAUUCGUCCUUCAAGAUAUGAAAGAAAACUUAAAAUAGUUACGUAAUUAGAAGCGCUAAAUUUAACAAUGUUUUUGUAUAUUUCAAAAAGUGAGCUUGUAUAAAUAUUCCGUUUUUCAUAGAAUUUAAAUUAUGCACGAAACUAAGAACGUCCAUGGAGGCAUCGAUAAUAAUUAUGAUAUAUAUCAAAAUUAAUAUUUACAAUUUAGAUUGUUUGGAAUAUUGCAUUAGAAGUAAAUGUUAUAGAGCAAUACAUUUCGACAGGACUACAGAGGACUAUCAUUUGUAAUUAGAUUAAUUUUUGUAAUUAGAAUCUUAAGCAAUGAAAAGUAUGCCUUAUUUGAAAAAUAUAGGUAAAUAUAUUCAUGUAAAUAUGUUAAUAAUUACCGACGAAUGCGAAAAUUCCCGUUUAGCUGUAUUAUGAAGU